This is a messenger RNA of Ostertagia ostertagi, 669 nucleotides long. The record is from the annotation of a GenBank genome assembly. Lineage: Eukaryota; Metazoa; Nematoda; Chromadorea; Rhabditida; Trichostrongylidae.
AUGCUGCUGGCGCUCGCGUUGAUUCCGAUAGUUCGAUGUUCACCUCCUGAGAUGCGCUUGAUGAACGAUCUACUGGCUGGCUACGUGCGUGAGGAACGGCCAGUAUUAGAUAGCACAAAACCUGUGGUCGUCACCCUUGGCAUAGCUAUGCAACAGAUAAUCAAUCUGAACGAAAAGGAAGAACAGCUGGAGGUAAGCGCAUGGCUUAGGUUUACGUGGAGGGAUGAAAACCUACGGUGGCAACCAAGUGCUUACGAAAACGUGACGGACCUCCGACAUCCGGCUGGAACUCUUUGGCAACCAGACAUUCUUCUCUACAACAGCGUGGAUCCAGCAUUCGAUUCCACGUACAAAGUAAAUCUGCUCAAUUACCACGAUGGCUCAGUGAAUUGGGUGCCACCAGGGAUAUUCAAAAUCUCAUGCAAGCUUGACAUUUACUGGUUCCCAUUUGACGAACAAAUUUGCUUCUUCAAAUUCGGUUCAUGGUCUUUCAGUAGAGAUAAAAUCGAGCUGGCUGUUGGUGACUUCGACUUUUCCGAAUAUAUUCCCAAUGGGGAAUGGAUUAUUCUCAACUCCACCGCGAAUGUUUCCGUGAAAUACUACGAAUGUUGCCCAGAAGCUUAUGAAGACAUCAAGUUCACAUUACAUCUUCGGCGACGAACUCUGUAA